Molecule: messenger RNA, 662 nt
Organism: Uranotaenia lowii
Lineage: Eukaryota; Metazoa; Arthropoda; Insecta; Diptera; Culicidae
Product: pupal cuticle protein Edg-84A-like
Exons: 2
Coding region: 47-631 (194 amino acids)
Cellular component (GO): extracellular matrix
Source: RefSeq, a predicted model, not a curated record
CAACACUCUUAGCAGUAGAACUCAAGAAUUCAACUAACAGCUCAAAAUGGCUUUCAAAUUCCUUCUAGUUGUUGCCCUGGUAGGUGCCGCAGCUGCCCAGAGCCUGCAUCAUCACGAGCAUCAUGAAGAUGAGCAUCAUGGCCCAGCUGAGUACAAAUUCGCUUACUCCGUCCACGACGAUCACACCGGAGACAUCAAGAGCCAGCAGGAGGAACGUCACGGAGACAAAGUCGUUGGCCAGUACACUCUGAUCGAUGCCGAUGGAUACCGUCGUGUGGUGGAUUACUCCUCGGACAAGCACACCGGAUUCAUUGCCAAUGUGCACCGGGAACCAGUCAAGGGACACCACGUCGUUGAGGCCCCCAAGAAGAUCGUCAAGCUCAUCAAGCCAGUUGUGGCCGUCCACCACGUUCAGCCAGCCGUCCAGGUACACCACGUGACUCCAGUCCACCACGUGACCCCAGUGCACCAUGUUGAGCUGCACCACCACGAGCCGGAACACCAUCAUGUUGUGAUCCCACAGGUCCACCAUGUCGUCAAGCCAGUCGUCGUCGAGAGCCAUCAUCAUGACAACCACAAAUCGCACUCGCAAACCAGCUUCAAGAGCGGCAAAGUCAGCUAUCAAUACUAAACUAGGACUCUUAACGAAUGUUGUUGUUGAA